Funneliformis mosseae is the source of this 156-nucleotide messenger RNA. The record is from the annotation of a GenBank genome assembly. NCBI's taxonomy places the organism in Eukaryota, Fungi, Glomeromycota, Glomeromycetes, Glomerales, Glomeraceae.
GUUAACAACGCUGAUAAAGAAGCAUUUUAUUCUCCUCUAGAUCAACAUAUUGAAGAGGAUGGUGAUAUAGAUGAUGUAGUGAAUGAUGUAUUAAUGACUAAUAAAGAUGGACAGCCAGAAAAUUCUGAUGAUGAUAAUCUUGUAAUGGCCGAUUGA